Messenger RNA from Bactrocera oleae (olive fruit fly), 5996 nucleotides. RefSeq names its product glypican dally-like (gene dlp). The record is from RefSeq and is a predicted model, not a curated record. NCBI's taxonomy places the organism in Eukaryota, Metazoa, Arthropoda, Insecta, Diptera, Tephritidae. Gene Ontology annotation, biological process: regulation of signal transduction; cell migration; regulation of protein localization to membrane. Gene Ontology annotation, cellular component: extracellular region; plasma membrane; cell surface.
UGCGAGCGAGUUCCAUUUGUAUCUUGUCGUUUGCAACCAAAUAACUCCGGUUUUUGCUGUUUGUUUUGUUGCUUUUCUGCUGUCGCGCUGCCGUCACUGCUCUGUCUGCCUGUAGUUGUGUGUGUGUGUGUGUAUUUCAUAUGGAUUCGUUUUCGGGAAAAAUGUUUCAUUGAGGUCCAGCCGGUUGGGCGCUCUUCGCUCAACGCUCAUUCGUUGUACUCUGGUCGCGCGGUGCGGUUGUGCGAUAUAUUUCGUAGUUAGCGUUGCGCCAACAACCAGUAUACCUGCCGAACGCAAUUUUCGUCGCUUCAAAUUAAAUUCAGUGUGAUUUUGUUUGCAUGAAUAUACGUAAUAGAAAUUAUACAGUGUGUGAGUGUGCGCGCAAAAUAUUAAAUUAAACGGAUUUUCCAGAAAAUUGUGAAGCUGCAAUUAAAAUAAAAAAAAUCUGCCAACGAACGUGUGUGUGUUGUUGCUACGAAAAAGUUAGUGAUUUCAACAGUUUAACAAAAAAAAAAACCAAAAAUCAAACGAAAGCAUAAUUAGUUGCGAAACUCUGUAAAAGUAGAAAUUAUUGUGUUGUAUUUAAUAUUAUUAUGCCAUAGUUGUUCUUACUUUACACCUCAUUCCCACGUAACACCGUUAAAACUCGCUAAGUGUGCCUUGAAUAUAUCACCAACUUACUAAAUAAUCGUGCCAGCCAACAACAAUUGUAACACCUCAAAACCUCCCUCUUGCUCAGCGUAUACGCCUGGAGAAAGCACUGCCUUCAGCCCUCCACCUAUAUAGUCCACGAAUCACUUGUGUCACACACAUAUUUACUGGCGACGUCGUUAACCUUGUCGCUGCCAUAGUAAACCGGCAAACAGUACGAAAAGUAGCAAAUUUCAAAAUAUUAGAAUUUUUUGUUUACGUUACACACACCCGCCGGAAAGCCGCGCGGCGCGCUCACAGUUGACAACGCCAACAACGUUACAGCCGGCAAUUUUAGACAUUUUUACGUGUUUUUCGUAUUUACAUUUGUGCAUGCGUGUAUUACAUACAUACAAGUAUUUGCAAAUAAUGAUGCAACACUCAUAUUAACAACAACUACAAUAAAGCGUAGUGUGAAUACAAAGCCAUAACAAUUAGCGUAUUCGAGUCGAGGGAGGUGUUUUCGACAAGCGUGUGUUAAAAUCAUUUGCAAACACGGACAAGCAGACACCAAAAAAGCGCCGAUAAAAACGAAAAUCUGAAAUAGCAGAACACAAAAAAAAAUACAGUAGCAAAAAAAAAAAUUAACAACAACUCGCACUUGUGUGAAAGCAAGAGCAAGCGCUACUUCAAGCAAACAAACGUUCAGCGCUACAUACAUACACUUGAUUUGCCAGCCGUGUGUUAACAUUAUGCAUCGCCUAAACAGAACUUUAAGUGCUGCACCAAUACUUGGCUCGCGCCGCAAAACGAUGAGCUCCAAAGGCAAACAGCGCGCCGUGCCUGCUGUCGCCAAAUGGCGCACGCCAGCUACUGCCAAAAAAUAUUUCAAUUUCAAUUACUGCUCAUUUACGUUAUUAACAUACCUAAUUUUAUUGUUCUGCUGUGUGUGUGUUCGCGCACAAGUUUUUAACAACGCGACCGAUGCUGUAGGUGGCAUAGAGGUACCGCGUACCUACGCCGUGGCCUCGGUACCCGGUGGUUCGUCGAUAAUAGACCAAUUUAUGCCCAACUGCACCAAAGUUGCACCCGUCUUCAAAGCGCGCGGCAUCGAUCAAGCGGAGCUACCACUCAAACCCAAUAAUGAAAUGGGUCUGCGCUACUGUGAAACACCCUCGGUCGGCACUUGUUGCACGUUCAAUAUGGAAACGCGUUUGGCGCUGCAAUCGCGCAUGCAGCUGGAGAAACAGUCCAAGGAGCAGAUAACGAAAUUGUCAAAUGCUUUGGCGGCGAAAGCGCAGAAAUAUAAUUCUAUCUUUCGCAAGCUAUUGGGCGAAUCGAAAGAGGAGUUCCACAAGAUGUUUACACGCACCUAUGGCGUUAUCUAUCAGCAAAACUCCUAUGUCUUCUCCGAUUUGUUCAACGAAUUGGAAAACUAUUACAACCGUGGGCGCGUCGAUCUGCUGGAAGUGAUGGACAAAUUCUUUAAUACACUCUACCAGAAAAUGUUUCAAGUGCUGAACGGUCAAACGUUUGAAGAAAAAUUUCUAAAAUGCGUCAGCGAACAUAUGAAAGAACUGAAACCCUUCGGCGAUGUGCCCGAUAAAUUGGCUGUACAAAUCAAACGUUCCUUUGUGGCGACGCGCACCUAUUGGCAGGCGCUGCAUACCGCCGCCGAAGUGUCCAAGAAGAUGAUGAAUGUUCGCCUGAAUGCCGACUGCACGGCCGCGCUUACGAAAAUGCAACACUGCGGCGCCUGUAAGGGCUAUGCGGAAAAGCCUUGCACAAAUUACUGCGUCAAUGUAAUUAAAGGUUGUUUGCACUAUGUGCACGAAUUCGACACGGAAUGGGAGAAUUUCGCCAUCGCCAUGGACAAAGUCGCCGAACGCUUGCUGGGCUCGUUCAAUAUUGUCAUGGUUGUCGAGCCGAUUAAUAUCAAAAUCUCCGAAGCGAUUAUGAAUUUUCAAGAAUCCAGCCAAUCAAUCACCUCGCGCGUCUUCGAGGGCUGCGGACGUCCUACUAUCGGCCGCACGCGCCGUUCGGUCAGUCCAAAGUUUAGCCAACCCAUUUACACCCAGCAACAGCCACAUGCGCAGUCAACGUCGGUGGUUCUGACCAGCUCCGAUUCGAAAGUGAUACGCAAACGCGCCACGCUGGACGUGCCAGCCGAGCAAAUCGAAUCGGAUAUUUUGGAUAUUGACGCGGACGUUGACGAUGCGAUUGUGUUGCGUGAACGGCGCGCCGCUGAACCCAUCGCAGAGGAGCAGAGCGCGGAUGGCGUUAAAACAAAUGAUGAUGCGGUUGUUGGCGCGGGUGCGGCAGGCAAUGGUGGCGGCCGUGGCGGCGGACGUGACAAGCAGCAGCGACGCAAGAACCAGCAAAAUCGCAAAAACGACGAUGACAAUGGACGCGAUCCGAAUCUCGAUAAGUUGGUGCGCGAGAUUAGACAGCGUGUGAAGGAAUCGAAGAAGUUCUGGUCAAAUCUACCGCAUCAGAUUUGCAGCAACGAUGAAAUCUCCACAUCCUCGGAUGUCGACGGCAUGUGCUGGAACGGACACACGAUCGAUAGAUAUAUGCACCCAGUGACAAGCGAGCAGAGCCGCAAUCCCGAAUUCCCUGGCAAUCCAGCCACUACAAGUCAAACAUCGCAAGUUGCCACACAACUUUUCUACCUGAAAAAUGUUAUCAAUCAUCUGCGUAACGCGUACAAUGGACAGGACGUGGACUGGAGUGAUCAAGAAGAUGCUCUCUAUGGCAGCGGUGCUGGCUCUGGAGCAGGCAGCGACGACGAGGACGACGAUGAAGGCUCCGGUCUCAGCGGCGGUCCAUUCACACCACCACAUAUGAAACCCACCGAUCGUCCCGGCUCUUUGCCAGCGAAUAACAUCGAUGAUGAGGAUGAGGAAGAUGUGGAAGAGCGACGCAUUACAGACAGCUCGCAUACGACACGUCCCAAAUAUCCAGGCAGCGUCGGUACGGGUGAUGGUGCCGCUGCUGGCGGUGAUACGAACUCUAUUGAUGAGGACGAGGAUGAUGUCGACGACAAUGAUUUGAAUGAGCAGAAGAGUGAUAGUGGAAACGCGGGCGCAAAGACUGCGCCUAAAAUGACUUUACGACGCGCGUUAUUGUUGUAUCUGCUGCCGCUAUAUAUGGCGUGGUUUGGUGGUGUUGUAGCCGAUAUGCUGUGAUUUGUUGUUGUUGCUAUUGCUUAAGUCGUAUUAAGGACACGGACAAACAGUGUGGCGUCGAAUUUGUAUGUAUUAUAGCUUGUGUUUUGUGGUUAAGUGGCAGCAAUGGCAGGAGAGUGGAAAUUGUGUGAGCGGAAGUAUGGUAUGAAAAUAACGUAGCAUGCUUUCAGGCGCCAAAAGUGAUUUGUGCUGGAAGCCCGAUGAAACGCAAACGUUUUUUCGACAUUUACCUCAAAGAAUUUGCAGACACUUAACAUUUUAUUAUUAAUUUUGAAAUGAAAUUUUUUCACUUAUUCUAAUUUUCAUAUCACACUGCGGCCGCUUAGAUUUCGACACUAAAUUCCACUUCCAAGCUAACUGAAAACACACAGCAAGUUAUUAUACAGCAGAUUCCCAUAAUUUUUCGACUUAUGUUUGGCAUGCUGCAAUCUUUGUAUUUUCAAUGUUUCAUUGUAACAUACUUUUAGGCGCUUUAACAAUUACUCGAACAAAAGCCUAGCAGCGAAGCUCAAAAACUUGCAACACUACAGCAGUUAGUGAAUGCCAAGUGAAAGUCUGCUUUUAGGCGCAUUUCUAUGUCAACUUGUAUUAUAACUACUUAUUUGGCUCUUUUAUGCAUAACACAAAUUACAAGAACAAACAUGUUUAGCAUAGGAAUGAGAGAAAAAAUUAUAAAUUGAACUUGAAGCGAAGCAAAUCAUUUAUAUACGUAAACAAGAAAACAGUUUUAAAAAGUUCAAUAGCUGAUAAGCAUAAAAUUAUAAUGAAUUAAUUUAAAUUAAUACUUAUGUACCAGCAAUUAUGCUUGAAAGUACAUACAAACUGUAGUUGUGUGUGUGUGUGUGUUAAAGAGAGGCGUGCUUAGCCAAUGUCUGUAUGCAUAUGUGUGUUUGUAGUUGUGUGAGAGUGAAAGAAUGUGAUAAUUUUAUGGAAGCUUUGAGUUUUAACUUUCGUUUUAAAUUUUUGUUGUAAAAUAAUGUGCGUUAAGUGCAUAUUUCUGUAAUAUAUUUAAACUAAUAUUAACUGAAAACAAUUUGUGAAAUAUGUGUGUUGAAAAGCGAAAAGUAGUAGCAUUUUAGGCGCUCUAAAGGAGUGUAUAACUAAUAAGUUUAUAAUAAUUUAUAUAUUAUAUAAAAAUAUUUUCUAAUAAAAAAAAAACUGAUAUACUUAUAUAUUAAAUAAAUAAACUGUACUAUGAUUUUUUUUUGUUUUUACGUUUGCGUGCGUUUCAAAUGGGUAAAAAAUAAAUUUUACUGUAAACAUAAUUAAUGUAAGCUAGGCAUAACGGCACUUUAGGGAAGUAUUAGAAUACGAAAAUGUUAAUGAAGAGUUAUUUUUACAGAAAUAUGUGCUUGCAUGGAGACUAAAUAAAGUUUUGUAAAAUUUUCAAAACAUUUUGGGUUUUAAAAAAUAAUUUUAUUUCAUUAUAUGUAUGCUUAACGCUAAUGGACUUUCGAAAAACUAAGAAAAAAUAAUUAUUUAUUUGCGUUCAAACAAUAUUUCGCUGCUCGUGUUGAAUUUGUAUGAAAGUUGAUAUUUGUCUUUGCACAAAAAUAUGAAAAAAAUAAGAAAUAGCAAUAACUCAAACAAAAAUACUUUUAUACCUGUGGAAACCAUGAAGUAUACGUAAAAUCUGUAUAGUAUGAUAAGCAUAUAAUAAUGAAACAAUCAAAUUUUUACACAUUUAAAAGUUCCGUUAGUUAAUCUUAACAUGGCGCAUUUUUGUUGUUUUUAAAAAAAAAAAGUAUAUAUUUUAUGCUAAAGUUUCGAAUGUUAUCGUUUUCAAAAAUUCGUAUUUUAAAUUAAAGCAUACCUUUAGGCUGACCUCUCAGCUUUACUGAAGUAAUAAAUGUUUCUAUUUCGAAUUUUGAAUAUUUGCAUAAUUUAGUUUACUUUAACUAACGGAAAAAUAAUUGUUUAUGCAUGCAUUUAUGCUGUAAGCGUAAGUUAGUGUUAGCUGUAGUUAUGACCGCUUACUGCAAUUAUGUGCUACAUAGUAUAUAUUUAUAUGCAAAUUAAAUACAGCCAUUAAUUCAUCUUCUUUAAUUUAUGAACAUAUUAUAGAUAUACAUACAUAUAUAUUUAGUAUAUGAAUAUGCAACUGACACUUGUGAGGAGUAGAAGAGAAUGUGAUGAUUAUGAAAAUUUAAAAUAUAACAAAUAAAUGUAUACAAAAUA